GCGCGCGACGCAAUGUCGGGCCGAUUCCGCUAGUCCCCACGUCGUUUUGCCACGCCGCCGCCGCCCGCAGCCUUUCUUUCCCAGCCCACCCGCGUCCUCGCACGUCUCCUCCUCCGCAAACCUUUCCCCUUUCGCCCGCUCUCUCCCAGCGACCUGAAUAAAAUCAUUCGGCACGGACCGAGUGACUUCCAUGCGAUGAUGGCGCGCUGUCCGGGCGCGGCGGCCGUGCGCGCGCGCUGGACGGUCCGCUCCCUCGCCGGCGCGUUCGUCGACCUCGCGUUCGCCUGGGCCUGCCUCUGCCUCGCCGCCUUCGCCACCGCCGCCGCGCGCCUCCUCGCCCUAGUCGGCCUCCCGCUGCCUUGCACCUGCGCGCGCCCGCACCUCCCCUGCCUCCUCGCGUUCCUCGCGCGCUACCCCGCCCGCGCCAUCGACUCCCUCCUCGCCUCCCUCCGCUCCCGCUUCCCCUUCGUCGCCGUCGGCGAUGAGGGCCGGCAGGAGGAGGAUGUGGAGGAGGAAGACGAAGGUGAGGAGGAGGCCGUCGAUGGGAAUCUGUGGCGGGGGAGGGAGGAGCGGGAGCGGGAGGCGCAGUGCGCGGAGCUGCAGCGGGAGCUCGAGAAGGAGCGCAGCGCGUCGGCGUCCGCGACCGAGGAGGCCAUGGCCAUGAUCCUGCGCCUGCAGAAGGAGAAGUCCGCGCUCGAGAUCGAGGCGCGCCAGCAGCGCCGCACCGCCGACGAGCGCUGCGCCUUCUACGAGGACGAGGUGGAGGAGCUCAGGGACAUCGUGCUCCUAAGGGAGCGGGAGGCCCGCGCGCUGCGGAAGGAGGUGGACGCGUACCGCCGGCUGCUUGGUCUCGGCACAGAGGACGACGAGGAUGAGGAGGAGAUGGUGACGCCGCACAGUAUCAUCAUGUCUGAGGGAGAGCCGAGCUCGUCAAAAUCCGUUAAUAGGAACGGUGGUAAUGACAAGAUCGUGCAAUUGGGGAAUGAUUCUGUGUUUAGCUUCAAGAUGCCGUUCUUGCGUGAGGAACUGGUGCCACCUGUUCCUGUAGAUCAUGCCCGAGGGACAGGGGGAAACGACGAUAUGAUAGCUGUUCAGACACCCGGUGAAGUUCCUGUGGUUGGAUCAAAACUGAAGCUGGAUAGCAGCGAAGAUGAUGGAACAGAGACGGUGGAAAUCCUCCCCCUAUAUGCCCGGAGUCUAAAUCAAGGUGGUGAUUUUCAUGUUGAUGCUGCAGCUGGUACAGAAGUUACAGAGCAACAGACUGCUGAUGAAUUUCAGGAGGUAGAGUGUGGAGGUGUAGACAAGAUUAGUCAUGAUCAUUCAGAAAGUGAGAAUGAUGCAAAUAUCUACGACGUGCAUGUGGUUGAUGACAUAUUCUUCUCCACAGAAGUUAAGGGCGUGAUUGGUCGAAGCUUCUCAGAUGCAACAAUACAAGCAGAAAAGUUGCAGACUCGUGCUGCUGCAGAUCUCCUGGGGGGAAAUCUGCAUGCCAUUAAAGAUGCACAAGACAAGAUAAGGCUUGCGGCAAAUGAAAGGAGGCAGUCAUUACAGUUGCAACUUUUAGAGGACAUAGCUAAUCAACUUCAAGAAAUCAAGGAGGCUGCGGAAGCAGGGCGGCACUUGUACUGUCCUUCUAAAAUUUCGAAGAAAAACUAGGAAAACACGUCACGAAAACACGGUUGUCGCUGUAAAUAUUUGUUUUGGUCUGUAGUCUAGUUUGUUGAUUUUGUUCAUCAUUAAUUUUAUUUGUUCUUUUUUUAAUAAAUAUGCAUUGUUAUUGUGUACAUGUACAUAAACAACAAUCCAUUUCAUUUUAUUUUAUUUUUUGGAAUCCUGUGAUCUUGUCUGCUUCAAAAUGAUGUUUCGUGUGCUUGUUUGUGUUGG
This is a messenger RNA of Phragmites australis (common reed), 1884 nucleotides long. RefSeq lists its product as uncharacterized. The transcript is spliced from 3 exons. The record is from RefSeq and is a predicted model, not a curated record. Lineage: Eukaryota; Viridiplantae; Streptophyta; Magnoliopsida; Poales; Poaceae. Bases 196 to 1656 code for a protein of 486 amino acids.